AUGUCAAGUAUUUGGACCAAACUGAUUCCCGUGGCGGUGCUCGGGUUGGCAUCGCUGUACAACAAUCCAUAUCCCCUGCUGAACCGGUUCGGUGGGCGAGUACUAGAUCUCCAGCCGAACAACGACCACCUCGGUCACGGAGCGUUAAACAAUGAUAAAUGCUGGACUUUCCCGGUCGGCAAGGCAUCAUGCGGCUAUCCCGAGACGAGGAACGUCUUCUAUCCACCAUUGGCGAGGCACGACACCGUUAGUGCGAAGACCUACAGGGAAUACUUCCUCAAAUACGACAUCAAGUCCAACUCUACGGUUCCACUUGUCAUCGAAGGACUCGAUGCUUCGCACGACCUCAUUCUCCAUGGCAUUGACUUGUUUAUCCCCAAGGAUGACAAAUCUAGGAUAUAUAUGUUCGCAGUCAAUCACGCUCGCACCGGAAGCGAAAUCCUCCUCUUUUCGCACAAAAUAGGCUCCGAUGUGCUCACAUUUGUCCGCAGCUUUAAGCAUUCAAGUAUCAAGACCCCCAAUGCCGUCGCUGCAACCAGUCUCGAUUCCUUCUUCAUCACCAAUGACCACUACUUCUGGGGUGGCUUUCUCGGUGGCGUGCUCCGCAAGUUUGAGAAUAAGUUCGGUCCCUGGAAAUGGGCAUCCGAUGUCGUCCACUGCUCGGCAGCUGGCUCCCGGCUGGAUUGCAAGACUGUUUCACCGACUCACUCACACCCGUCUGCGAAUGGCGCACUGCUCAUCGACGAUGGAAAGGUCCUGUUGGUAAAUGAUGUGGUCAAAGGCACAACAACGUUCUAUGAUGUCGACCCGGUCUCGAAGGAAUUGACUGUAAAACAAGAAGUGCGUCUGGGCGCAGCAGCCGACAAUCUUUCAGAAAUCCCUGGAUCUGGAGAUAUCGCUGUUUGCGUCUUCCCUGAUGUCAUGCGUCUUAUCGGACGACUGACUGGAGACAACCUCUUGAAAACCGACUUCAAGGGAGAAGCCGCAGUGCUGCGUCUUGUCAAGAAGAAUAAUUAUCAGCCAGAGGUCCUGUACUGGGAUGAUGGUUCGCUCAUAACUGUUCUCACUGGCGCAGCUGUAGACCCAGUCACUCGUCGCUUGAUUGCUGGUGGAGUUGCAGAGAGGCAUUUCAUAGUCUGCGACAUCAGCGGCGUGAACCUCUGA
Molecule: messenger RNA, 1164 nt
Organism: Exophiala bonariae
Lineage: Eukaryota; Fungi; Ascomycota; Eurotiomycetes; Chaetothyriales; Herpotrichiellaceae
Exons: 8
Coding region: 1-1164 (387 amino acids)
Source: RefSeq, a predicted model, not a curated record